Messenger RNA from Drosophila virilis, 3961 nucleotides. It is a transcript of the gene Sema1b, whose product is annotated as Semaphorin 1b. Gene Ontology annotation, biological process: negative chemotaxis; axon guidance; negative regulation of axon extension involved in axon guidance. Gene Ontology annotation, molecular function: chemorepellent activity; semaphorin receptor binding. The record is from RefSeq and is a predicted model, not a curated record. NCBI's taxonomy places the organism in Eukaryota, Metazoa, Arthropoda, Insecta, Diptera, Drosophilidae.
CGCUUGGCCGAUUUUAAAGCCUUUUCAUAGAAAGUGUGAAGUGUGUGAAAAAUUUGCAAACAAUCGCAUUAACAAAUGCGCGGAAACAAGUUUUGAUUGUUACACAAGUGAAAUUUAUGUUUCAAUUUGGUUUUGCGUUUUCUUUUGAGCACAUCAACUAAUAGCAUUGAGAAACAAACAACAGCAAGAAAAAUAUAUAUAUAUAUAUGUAUAAAGAAAUCAACAACAGAACGUAGUGAAAAUUAUUAUAUGCCACAGAAACUGAAUGCGAGAGCUAUGCUAGUGAAUGCAGCAGCAGCGGCAACUGGCACGAGAAUGGCAGCAAUCAGAAUGACAAACUGCAGUGAUUAAAACCAGUCGGGCCAGGCCAGGCCAGCCCCAUUGGCACCAGCCGCCAGCGAGUCAGAGUCACUACGUCUGUGAGUGCGCCAGCUGCACCACCACAACCACUGAGAAUCACUAACAGCACCACCCAAGCGAGUGGCAAACGCUGCUGAAUCAUCAGAACCAGCGACUAAAAAAAGGCCGGGCUCAACAGUUUUCAAGUGCGCUACGUCAAUUGAAAAUACUUUAAUUCUACCAAGUGCAGCAUCUAGAGAAGCCGUCAAGAGACCUUCAGCGUUCAACGUCAACUGUGCCAGCAACAAUGCUAAUUACUGACCGGAGAAGAUAUCCACACAGCAGCAGGGCGACGAGGGCACCAGCUGUCAUGUUGCAUAUGCUCCCCGGCUUGUUGAUCUGCUUCUGCCUCCAAACAGUCUCCGCUUGGAUGCCCGAUGUGCGACCCGAUUUGCAAACGAAAGCAGACAAAGUGACGGCGAGUUUCUAUGGCAACAAAACGGACUUUUAUAAGAUUUUGGAUCACGAUGAUGAGAGCAUUCUCGUGGGUGCCAAGGAUGUCGUCUAUAAUAUCAGCCUGCGGGGACUGAAGGAAAACAGCCGGCUCGUGUGGACCAGCCCGGGUGCCGAUCGUGAGCUGUGCGUACUUAAGGGCAAGCACGAACGGGACUGCCACAACUAUUUGCGGGUCUACGCUCGACUCAGUGAUGGCCAAAUUAUGCUCUGUGGCACCAAUUCGUACAAACCGCGCUGUCGCCACUAUGCCACCGUGGAUCCGGCUGCGGGUGUUGCGCCUUCCAGCGACAACAGCAUGGGCUACGAAAUGACGCGGGAAGUUGAGGCUCAGGGUCUCUGUCCGUAUAGUCCCGCUCACAAUAGCACCUAUGCGUUUGCCGAUGACAAGCUGUAUAGCGCCACUGUCGCAGACUUUUCUGGUGGCGAUCCCCUGAUCUAUCGAGAGACUCUGCGCACCGAGCAAUACGAUCUCAAGCAACUUAAUCAGCCGGACUUUGUGGGCGCCAUUGAACGCAAUGGAUACGUGCUGUUCUUUUUCCGUGAACUGUCCAUGGAAUUCAUGAACUUUGGCAAAGCGGUCUACUCACGCGUGGGUCGUGUCUGCAAGAACGAUCGUGGUGGUCCAUACAACCAUGGUAAAAGCUGGACGUCGUUCCUUAAGGCGCGACUCAACUGCUCGGUGCCCGGCGAGUUUCCAUUUUACUUUGAUGAAAUACAGGCUAUAAGUCCAAUUGUGGAGAGCGGCUCCAAUGCAUUGGUUUAUGCUGUGUUUACGACGCCGGUGAACGCCAUACCCGGCUCUGCGGUGUGUGCCUAUCGCUUAGACGACAUACUGGCCGCCUUUGAUGGGGAUUUCAAGUCGCAAAAGGACUCGCAAUCGCACUGGCUGCCCGUGGAACAAACGCAGGUGCCCAAACCGCGUCCCGGCCAGUGUGUGGAAGAUUCCCGCACGCUGACAAGCAUUGCAGUAAAUUUCAUUAAAAAUCAUCCGCUGAUGGAGAGUGCUGUGCCCGCUGUGCAUGGCCGUCCUUUGCUGACGAAGGUUAAUCUGCACCAUCGGCUCACUGCCAUCACAGUGGAUCCGCAGGUGCGUGCAUUAAAUGGCAACCACUACGAUGUCAUCUACAGUGGCACCGAUGACGGCAAAGUGACCAAGUUCAUCAACAUCCUGACAACACAUCAGAACAGCAGCACGGACCGCCUGCGCACAGUGGUCAUCUCCGAAAUGCAGGUGCUGCCGCUGGGCACGCCUGUGCGCGAAUUGGUUAUUUCUUCCAAGAAGAACACGCUCGUUGUGGUCAGCGAUGGGCGACUGGUAACGGUGCCCCUACACCACUGUUCACUGAUUGUCGACUGCCUGGGCUGCCUCAGUCUGCAGGACCCUAACUGUGCUUGGGAUUUGCAGACGCACGAGUGCAAGAAUCUUGCCGCCAGCCAGCACAAAUUCGGCACUAAAACCUAUAUGCAAAGCCUAAACACGACCAAAAAGGCGGCUGCGGCUCUUUGCCCAAAAACUGCCGCAGAUCCCGUUAUUGUUACCAUGGCCCCAUCACAAAUGGAGGAGGUCGAAAAGCUCCAUUACGCCAGUGUGGGCAGUGCACAAGCUGAGGUGCAACCCAGCCAGGAACAACAGCCAACUGGCGGCGGAGCUGAUUUUACGCUAAAUGACUAUAUUGAUGAGAAUAAAAUACCGCAGGCAUCAGUGGAUCCCGAGCAGGUUAUGACCAAUCUGCAUGAUCCCCAGAAGUCGAUAGCAGUUGUCAAUGAGGUGCAAAAGGCGUCUGCCAUUACGAACAAUACAAUUGUAAUUAUUACACUUGCGUUCUUGAUGACAUUCUUUGUGGGUGGCUAUGUGGGCAUCAAGAUAAAGCAAUGGUGCAAUCAGAAUCGAUUAGAUGCCAGUCAUCACAAUCACUUUGUCAAGCAAACCCAAUUCAAGCAUCAAAACAGCGGCAAGGACAUUAAUUUAUUAAUCAACUCGAAUCCGUACACGACGCCACAGAAAACAGCGAACCUGGAUCUUGAAAAAGAUCGUAGUCACGAAUGCAAAAACUCCACAGAACAUUUGGAAAAGGAACUGCCCUGCAAAACGUCGACUAUGACAAAAGUGAAACGCACUUAUAUAUGAAGAGGGAAACAUGCAUCAGUUUUUUUGAUGGCCAGUUUACCACAAAAUUAGUCGAAUUUUCGUUGUUUAUGUUGCUGUUAGUUGUAGUAAACCCCCCGCCCGACUUGACGUAUCAGCAGUUUUUCUGACGCGUUUGAAACGUGUCUCGGCGCAUACGUAACUGUUGUGCUUAUAUUUAGUGUUUUUUUUCUGUCAAGGUUUAGUUAAAUUUAUCGCUUAAACACAGCGCACUGUGCUAUGCUAGAGAAAGGGCAUUACGAUAACGCUUGUAUGCCUUUUGCUGCUACGCAGUAUACGAGGCGGCACAUCUAUAUGUUUAUUUGAUAGAAUAAUUUGUAAGUGCAUUAGAGCUUAGACAUAUGCAUAUCACAUAUAUAGAAACCAGAUUCGGGCUAUACAAAAAUUGGCUAUGUUUUAUUGAACAAAAGUUUUUGGUCGUGCCCAGAACUGUCGAACCCACCCACAAAUCAAAUAUUUUUCUCGAAAUUCACGACGAUUAUUAUUCUGUACAAGUAUUUUGUUAGACUGAAAGUUUUUCUAUACACAUUUUAGUUUUCUAUGUGCAUGCAACAAUAUGCUGUUUAAUUAUAUAUUUUGUGUUUUGUGGCUAAGAAAAGCAAUAUAAAUUGUAUCUAACAUAAAGCUCAAUAAGGAAUUGAAUAUAAGAAUAUGUAUUUUUGUAACUUUAUAUUGUACGAUUUAGGCUUAAGGAAAUUACACGAUUAUUUAACGUUUACUUCUGCGGUCAAACAUAAAUGAGGCUGUUUCGUAAGAACUGAGAUCCCUGGACACACCAGCCCUUAAAAAGUAAAUAACGCACAAAAAAUGAUUGCACACGCCUUAAAAAAUAUAUAUAUAAAUUUAUAUACAUAUAUAUAAAAGCCUAUAUUUAGGCUUUAAAGUAAAUGUGAAGAUACAAAUUUAGGCUAAGCAUUAUAAUAAAUACAUACUUGCAUGUAUUUUAAAGCAGAAUCAGCA